UCCUCGUGAUCGGAACAGGGGGCAGGUCCCUCCGAGUCCCAUGACGUAUACUAGCUCAACCAGCGAAAAAGGAGGCAAAAAGUAAACGCGUUAUUUCCUUAAGAUGGCCUCGACUUCUUGGGUUCGUGUUGUGGUCCUGGUGUCAUUCUCGGUCCUUCUGACAUUGGCUCUGGGCUUCGGGCUGCCUGCGGUCCUGACCUUAGCUGCCGGAUGCUUCGGCUUUGCAGAGAGGAGUGUCACGGAAUGCAUCGUGUUUGUUUAUUUGGUUUUCGUGGCAUACGUUGCAAUGCCUAGAGUUCCUAGAGGAGUGGUGGAGGUUAAAAACAAAGCAGUGUUCAUCACUGGCUGCGACAGUGGUUAUGGCAAUGCACUCGCUAAACACUUGCACAAACUUGGAUUCACGGUGUUCGCAGGCUGUCUUUUAAAGGAUGACGAUGGUGAGGGGGCGAAGGAGCUGGAGGAGCUCAAGUGUGAUCGCAUGAACGUGUUGCAACUCGACGUCCGCAGUGAGGAGCAGGUCACCAAGGCUGUGGAAUAUGUCCAAGAAAGUCUUGCUGACAAAGCAACAGGCCUGUGGGCGUUGGUGAACAAUGCUGGCGUUUCAACAUUUGGGGAAGUAGAGUUCACGUCUAUGGAUACCUACAAGCAGGUGUCAGAGGUCAACCUCUGGGGAACCAUCAGGGUCACCAAGGCUUUCCUGCCAUUAGUCCGCAGGGCCAAAGGCCGUGUGGUGAACCUCGCCGGGGUGUACGGCCGCAUGGGCCGCGUCCUGCGCUCGCAGCUCUGCGUCUCCAAGUACGGCGUGGAGGCCUUCUCGGACUGCCUGCGCUACGAGAUGAGGCUCUGGGGGGUGAAGGUGUCCAUCGUGGAGGCCGGGAGCCUCGCGGGCGCCAAGGGCAACCUGGCGCGCGACACGGUGUCUGCCACGGCCAACAAGCUGUGGCACGAGGCGGCCGCCCCCAUCAAGGAGGACUACGGGAAGGCGCACUUUGACCAGCAGAUGGCGCUGGUGCGCUCGGGCUGCACCGCCGGAGACCGCGACGUGAGGCCCGUGCUGGACGACAUCACGGACGCCAUCGUGUCCAAGAGGCCGUACACGCGCUACAACCCCAUGGAGCCGCACUGGUGGAUCCGCAUGCAGCUCAUGACGCACCUGCCCGCCGCCAUAUCAGACCGACUGUACUUCUAAGAUGGCCACCGGGGAGAUCGCAGAGUCGCCACAACCCCCGUUGGUAGUAAGCGGCGGGAACGGACUCUAGGGCAACUGGUCCGUAGACUCCACCGACUCCCCAGGCCUCCUCCAGACCUGAAUCCACGUCACUCACAGCCUUAAAUGCUCAAACGUUCAACCAUUGCACUUUGAUUGUCUGUUUGUAUAUCCCGUUCUAUUCAGGUUAAUACGUUCCACAGGGUUGUUGCCUUAUGGUUUGGUAACAGCACGGCUCUGAGAGUCCGGAUGAGGAGAGCUUCAGGUUGGAUGGUGAUGCUGAAUGCCAAUGGUAUGCUGCUGCAUGGGGAGGGGGAAUUGAAAUGUCUUUUUCUUCGUUUUUAGCUUCUGGCCGAGACCAGGGCAUUUCAAGCGGAGUCUCCUGCCGUUCAGUUGAGGCCCGCUCCAGGAACCGGCCGGGGCCGGCCGCUGUAGGACUGGGCAGACCCUGCCAGGGACCCUGGUUAUGUAAUGGAAACAGAAGCAGCCUUUGUCUAACGCGUUUCAUAGGAUCCCGUUAGUUACUUUAACAAUUUCGUUUUUUUCCCCCGCUGCAAGUGGAGUUUCAUCAUUCUAUUCAAGCCAUAGUUAUGACCGGAAAAACGUAUCAGCCUUAAAUAUGUCUGUUCAGAUGCAGCGAAAAAUAUGGUUGUAUUAUUUUUGGGCAUUAAAUACAAUCUUGUUAGCCUUG
Messenger RNA from Gadus macrocephalus (Pacific cod), 1898 nucleotides. RefSeq names its product 3-hydroxybutyrate dehydrogenase, type 1 (gene bdh1). The coding region runs from base 104 to 1189 and encodes 361 amino acids. NCBI's taxonomy places the organism in Eukaryota, Metazoa, Chordata, Actinopteri, Gadiformes, Gadidae. The transcript has 5 exons. The record is from RefSeq and is a predicted model, not a curated record.